Opisthorchis viverrini is the source of this 879-nucleotide messenger RNA. RefSeq lists its product as hypothetical. The record is from RefSeq and is a predicted model, not a curated record. Gene Ontology annotation, molecular function: histone H4 acetyltransferase activity; histone H2A acetyltransferase activity; protein N-terminal-serine acetyltransferase activity. Gene Ontology annotation, cellular component: nucleus. The transcript is spliced from 3 exons. Lineage: Eukaryota; Metazoa; Platyhelminthes; Trematoda; Opisthorchiida; Opisthorchiidae. The annotation marks the transcript as partial.
GACUCAUCCUUCGCCGGCGCGGCAAAGUGCUGUACGAGAUUCAAGUUGGUCUAGCCAAGUGGAUGCGCCACGCGAACCAAAUCCGGCCGACAGAUGCACCGAUCCUGCUCACAGGACCGAGUCGUAUGAGUCUAGAAAUGCUUCUGGACACUUUUGAUCUCGGCACCAUCCCAGAAAGUCAAUCAGUUGCUUCGUCAGAGGCCCAGCCUGAGCACGGAUCACAACCACGAUGCUGGGCAAACAGGGUCCGCAAGCCAGGGAGGCCACUGAAAGCAAAGGCAAAGGAGCUAGUCGAUUCGGCCAAUGUUGUCAGUGAUCCGCUGGCCAAUGCGCUCAAUUUGUCCGGUGCACCAUCCACAACCCCCUCAAAUUUUACGCUAGAUUUGCAGUGUUCGAGGCCGCAGUUCCUUCCGGAGGAGCUUCUCAACGAUCUCUUUUCUAUACUCCAGAAAAAUAUGCAGCUCCUUUAUGAACAGUCCAGCUGGGGAUGGGAUGAAGAUAAAAAGCGCGCCGAAACCUUCUCACCAAAGGCGUGGUUACUUCUGUGUCGCAUUGGCGUCGCACAGGAUUCACCUAAACAGAUGGCCGGAUUUGUUAGCUUUCGGUUUGAACGUGAAAGUCAGUACGCAGUUCUAUAUUGCUACGACAUCCAGCUGCGCGAGGAGUUCCGCGGAUUAUCAAUCGGUCGGUACUUAAUGGAUGUGUUGUCAAUGGUGGCUCGGGCACACCGCAUGGAACGGCUCCUUUUGACUGUAUUCAAAGAUAACAAGCGAGCUUUGAAAUUUUUCCACACACUCGGGUUCAAGACAGACGAGUCGGAUCCGUCACAGUUCAAAGAUAAUCCACCUGUGGAUUAUCAAAUCCUUUCAAAAAUUCUUU